AUGCCUCGGUACGAGCUGGCCCUCAUCUUGAAGGCGAUGCAGCGGCCGGAGAUGGCGGCUUGUCUGCGGCGGACAGUGGAGACUUUAAUGGAGCGGGGCGCCGUUGUGAGAAACCUGGAGAACCUUGGAGAGAGACAGCUGCCCUACAAGAUGACCAAACACAACGAGAGGCACACCAGAGGGGCCUACUUUUUGAUUGACUUCUACUCGGCUCCCAAUAUCCUCAUUGAGCUACAGGAUCACCUUCACCGUGAUAUCGACGUGGUGAGGCCCACCGUGCUGAAGAAGGACGACCAGGUCCCCGAUAGAAAAUGCUGUGGCCCCCAACACUGA
Mugil cephalus (flathead mullet) is the source of this 333-nucleotide messenger RNA. RefSeq names its product mitochondrial ribosomal protein S6 (gene mrps6). The transcript has a single exon. Gene Ontology annotation, molecular function: small ribosomal subunit rRNA binding; structural constituent of ribosome. Gene Ontology annotation, cellular component: ribosome; mitochondrial small ribosomal subunit. Gene Ontology annotation, biological process: translation. Bases 1 to 333 code for a protein of 110 amino acids. The record is from RefSeq and is a predicted model, not a curated record. Lineage: Eukaryota; Metazoa; Chordata; Actinopteri; Mugiliformes; Mugilidae.